AUAUUUGCGUGCAGACCAGUAUGUGCUGAUCGGCAGGACAAAGGCCAGCAAGGCCGGCUGGCCAGUCUCUGGAUAUAUUGUGGCCUUGAGAGUUUAGACGAUUUCGCAAGGAGAAGUGGGCAGACAUACGCGCGGCUGCUCUUCGGUAUGUUUGUAGAAUGGAGAAACGCAAAUCGUCGCCGCGGAUCGCCGCUGUGUAUGCCGACAAGAGUGGUGAUGUCCCUGGCCCAAGAGACAAAGGUUUCUGCUCAGCUGCAGCUCAAGCCAUGCGUGCUCUCCCCGUCCCGAUGCAUGCGCUUGCACGACCCUUGAAAGGGGUAAAAAUAGAACCGCCAUGUCCCUUUUAAUUCGCACUGAAUGCGAACAUUGGUUCCUUCCAAAUGCUGCCGCGGCGGGUGCUCGAUGUGCAUGCCUAUUGCGUACCCGAUGCCUGCGCGUGUGAAAUCGCUGAUUCGUCGGUCCAUCGCACUGUGGGUGGAGAAGGAUGGCGGCUGCGAUUUCUGUUCUGUGUUCUUUGGCUGUGGUGGGCUUUGUAGACACAAGGGGGAAUCCCACUGGCUGGCGCCCUGACUGCUUGCUGUUGGCACGGCUUUCUCCGAUCCUCGCCCCUCGCUAAUCGGGUUUCAAGCGUGUUUGCUGUCCGUCAAUGACAUAAUUCGCUGAUCUCUUGGCCAAGCCAGACCCAAUGGCCGAAACUGGAGCCACACUGA
Linderina pennispora is the source of this 710-nucleotide messenger RNA. RefSeq lists its product as uncharacterized. Lineage: Eukaryota; Fungi; Kickxellomycota; Kickxellomycetes; Kickxellales; Kickxellaceae. The transcript has a single exon. The coding region runs from base 159 to 347 and encodes 62 amino acids. The record is from RefSeq and is a predicted model, not a curated record.